UUUAUUGAUUUGUUCCUUAGAUACAUGUUAACAAUUUAAAGAAUUUAAAGCUAUGGCAUUGCCGUCAGCUCGGUUAGCAAAUUUAUAUAUAAAUAUAUCUUUUCUUUAUAAAAUAAUAAAUAAAUGUAACUAUUCAAAUUCUGUGAUAAUUAACAUUCUAUACUUGUAAAUAUCUUUCAAGAAUAAGGCGAGAGGUUUCCAAUCAGGUCCUUUCAACAGCUUUAUUGUUUCCCCCAUUGAUAGGGUUCUUUUUCCAAAGUAUGAACAUCGCUGCGUUGCAAAAAUGGGACAUAUGCUCAUGAAAUGAAAAGAGUCUUCUUUGGACUUAAGGUUACAUAGGGUGCAAAAUUGGUUAAAACUUCCAUUGUAAGGUGUUCCGUUAAGUCCUAAGAUUUCGCAUCUUACUUUAAAUAUUAAAGAAAUUUCCUUAUAACUUAAGGAGUCUUGGAAGUAAUUUGAUUCUUUUAAACAUAUAUUGAGUUGGGAGUACAAUAUUCUACUUAAAGAAUUACGGGCGCUGGUUUUAAAGGCAUCACGCACAGAGUUUUCAUGUUUCCCAAUAAUACGAUACAACUGCUCCCUUAAAUUUGUUAAAUUACUCGAAUCCAUCGAAACCGCCUCAUCGAAACUGCUUGCCAUAUUUUUCCAUUUCGCCAUCCACCAAUCCUCAUUUCUUACUUCGUAGAGUUGCAAUUUUUUAGACAGCCGUUGAUCUGGGUGACGAAAACUUUUCAAAAUAAAAUCCGCCUGAGACUUCAUGGUACCAGUGAAAAGUUUGGGAAGUCCCGUUUCGAGGUAAAGUGCAUAGCUUGGGGUUUGUAAAGGGAGAUUAAAAAGUUUUUUUAAGAAAUUCCUGUGGAAUUUUUCAAUCGGUUCAUACUCGUCUAUACCCCAUACUUGAGCAGCAUAGUAAAGUGUAGUCUUGACAACAGUGUCAAAGAUCUUGUAUUUUGCAGAAAUUGGUAUCCGUUUGUUAGAGAACACAUUACUGCACGAAAGGUUCAACAUACUUUGACAAGAAUUUGUUUUUGCCACUAAGUGUUCAUUAAAGUCAAGUUUAGGGUAAAGUUUCACUCCUAAGUAAUUGUAUUCCGUAACCACUUCUAGAUUUGUACCAUUAAAGAACCAAUUAUAUCGGUUUUGACUCCUGGCAGAUCUUGAGAAUAACAUUACUUUGGAUUUGUUGGUGUUAAUAACAAGUUCCCAUUUACAGCAAUAAUCCGAAAGACGGUUAAUCAUUAGUUGGAGAACAUCGGGCGAUUCCGCUAGUAACACCAAAUCAUCGGCAUAUAGAAGCACAUUUAUGGACAUACCAGCAAUCCUAAUUCCUCCAGGAAGAACCGCCAUAAUAGAUGUUUUUGAAGACAUACGUUGGUUUUUCGGAAGACUUGGAAUAUUUUGCGAAUUGGUGGAAAAAAUGUUGCCACCGGAAAAAAGAGAUGGCGAUCAAACCCAACUGAGUCUUAAUCUACAAAGUGGUUUUAGACACUUCCUUCUAGGAGUUCGAGAAAUCUCAAAAUCUAUUGUUGCAGUUUUAUCCAACAAAGAAGUACAAGAAUACCAACAACUCUCACGAGCAACAGACUAUGCUCAGGAAAUGGUCAAAUCUGUUGGUGAAUUUUUUCGUAACCUCCGUUUGUUAGUUGGAAAAUUAUUUGAAACUUACAACUAUUACGUUCCGGAAGUUCUAUUAACUAAAUGCGUUGGAAAUUACCUUCACGAGUCAUAUGCACACCGACCAAUUUAUGAAUAUCCAAUUUUGAUGAUCAACGAUAUUAUUGAGACUUUUCAAAAACCAAUAAAUUUACAAAUCGAAGGCAAUAAUUCUGGAUCAGAUCGAAAAAUGGGAUCGGGCACUGAAAUAAAUUUUGUUAAAAACGUUGAACAAAAUGAAAUUUUGGCCGAUGACAUGUAUGUUUUUCAUAAUACUGCCGUGAGUCCGACGCCUGAGCUUUCUAAUCGAUUUGGCAAUGAAACACCAAAAACUACUAAAGAUGAACAAUUAGCAUUAAUGACAAAUUCCGAAAAUGGUCAUCCUGAAGUAUCUAACUGGAUGAAAUGCUUUAAGAUUUAUGCUACUGAAACUAUAUUUCGCAAAUUGGAAUUUUACUUUUUGGAGAGAAAAGAAUAAAACUUAUAACAGUUAAGAAAAAAUAUUAAUAAGUUUAGUAGAGAUUUCAAUUUAUAAAUUUUUAGAGGAUUUAAAAUAUGUAUAAACAAAU
Messenger RNA from Episyrphus balteatus (marmalade hoverfly), 2222 nucleotides. RefSeq lists its product as uncharacterized. The coding region runs from base 1304 to 2131 and encodes 275 amino acids. Lineage: Eukaryota; Metazoa; Arthropoda; Insecta; Diptera; Syrphidae. The transcript is spliced from 4 exons. The record is from RefSeq and is a predicted model, not a curated record.